Linum trigynum is the source of this 1417-nucleotide messenger RNA. NCBI's taxonomy places the organism in Eukaryota, Viridiplantae, Streptophyta, Magnoliopsida, Malpighiales, Linaceae. The record is from the annotation of a GenBank genome assembly.
GAGGAAAGAGCAGCCUCAACCCAGCAGCAUAUCAACCGUACGGUGGCAAGUGGGUUCGGGUCUUUGAGGAUGCCUGGUUACCUACUUCUCCGCCUUCUAUUCCUUCACGUCGUCCCGGCGCUCCCCUUUCUUCCCCAUUUGUUGCAGCCAGGGAGUCGGACUUGGAAUAUGGCGGCCCUUCGUUUAUUCUUCUCGGCUGAAACAAGUAAGAUCAUCUCCUCUAUUCCCUUGCCAAAGGAACCUGUUCCUGAUGAAUUAAUUUGGCAUUUUGAUCCUUCGGGGACUUUCCAAGUUCGUUCAGCUUAUCAUCUUGCCUUUCAAUUACAACGUUCUGAGAUUGGUCGUCCUAGAGUAAAUCAGGUUGAUCGUGAGCUUUGCUUAUGGUUAUGGACUUUAAAAUUACCUCAGAAACUAAUCUUCUUUGUUUGGCAAUGUUUGAAUCGUAUCCUAUCGACAAGAGAGGCUUUAUUUCAGCGAGGAAUGAACAUCCUUCCGUUCUGCCUGGUUUGUGGUCGUAAGGUUGAAAGUUUAGAGCAUAUGUUCUUCACCUGUCCUUUUGCUCGCCGGCUUUGGAACUUGGUGGGUUUACGGUCUGAGUAUCAAUCAUGUGAUAAGAGGUUGUUCGCAGGGUUCUUUUGGGCGGUUCUUUUUGACCGGCGCAAUGCAGAACGCAAUUCUUACUUUACUUUGCAGGUGAUUGCUAUGUUAUGGAGAAUUUGGAAAAACCGGUGUUGUGUUCUCUUUGAGAACCAAAAGGCUCCUUUGGUGACGAGGGCUGCGGAGUGGCACCAUCAAGUGAAUGAAAUUGAGACGGCAUUCUCCAUUACUCCAAUCCAGCAGCACGUUGGUUUUUCAGCCCCAGCUCCUCGGAAGCAUUUAUCGCCUCGUUUUCAUGCUUGCUUUGAUGGUGCAACUGGGCGUGGUUGAUUCCGGGGCUGCUUCUUUUGCAAUUUGUGAAGGUUCUUUUGAUGAUGUGAAUGCAGCUCCGUUAGCUGCAACGAGUACAAAUUAUCCAGGGAUUGCGGAUGCUCAUGUCUUGAAAACUUUGGCACUAAGAGAUUGCAUAAGGGAGUGUGCUCGUAGGCAUUUGACUCCUCUGCUAAUUACGGCUGAUGCUAAAGUGAUCAUGGACAAGUGCUUGGUUGGGGAUGUCAAGAAUUCAAAGGUGGGUUCUAUUUUGCGUGAGAUUAGAUCUUUACUGGCUGGUUUCAGUGGAAAUUGUGAGCUGCGAUUUGUAGGUCGUCAUAGAAACAGGGUGGCUCAUUUAGUGGCCAAAAAGUCCCUGAGUUUGUCGCCUCGGGUCCUGUCGAGGUUCGACUAUGUGUCUUGGUUACGGAGUUUGUAAUUGAUGUUGUAUGGAUCUUAUCUUCCUCUCCCCGGAGAUGGUUUGAAUGGCAAAAAAAAAAAAAAAAAAAAC